Messenger RNA from Eruca vesicaria subsp. sativa (arugula), 435 nucleotides. Lineage: Eukaryota; Viridiplantae; Streptophyta; Magnoliopsida; Brassicales; Brassicaceae. The record is from the annotation of a GenBank genome assembly.
AUGUUGAUACAAGGUACCAUCACUGCACAUCGGCUCUACACAUUUAAAAAUCUACUGAGUGAAUAUGUUGUCUACGAUCUUAGUGUUUUCUAUGUUGCUAGAAGCAGUAACCACGUCAGACUGUGCGCCUCCCCUAUCUUUUUUGAUUUAACGCGCAACCAGACAACCAGCUUUAUCAAGGUUGUCGACCCGGAGGAUAGGAGAAUAAACACCAUCUACAAUGACAAAAACGAGUUGAUACAGCGUGUUAUUAUGGUCACUCUCCAGCUGGACAAGUUGCAUGAAAAGUUAGUCCUCUUGAAGUGGAGACAAAGGUUACGACUUCACGACAGUUACAGCAUUAGUCCUCUUAUGUCAAUUUUUCAUAUGUCAUUUACAGUAACAUCAAUGCAUCAGUUUUCGUGCUCUCUUAAUCUGUCUGCGCAUGUCGCUUAA